Messenger RNA from Nannospalax galili (Upper Galilee mountains blind mole rat), 495 nucleotides. It is a transcript of the gene Dpm3, whose product is annotated as dolichyl-phosphate mannosyltransferase subunit 3, regulatory. Gene Ontology annotation, cellular component: dolichol-phosphate-mannose synthase complex; endoplasmic reticulum membrane. The coding region runs from base 150 to 428 and encodes 92 amino acids. The record is from RefSeq and is a predicted model, not a curated record. Lineage: Eukaryota; Metazoa; Chordata; Mammalia; Rodentia; Spalacidae. The transcript is spliced from 2 exons. Gene Ontology annotation, biological process: GPI anchor biosynthetic process.
ACCCUGCCUGGAUCAGCUGCGGCCGGAAGCUCACCAGGCGUAGCCCUGAGAACUACAAUUCCCAAAAGGCAGCGCGGAGGAAGAGCAGUAGUCAAAGAGGACUUCCGGAUGCUGCUCGUGCUUGCUCUGCGACGCCUCCGAGAGAGACCAUGACGAAGUUAGCCCAGUGGCUUUGGGGACUGACGCUCCUGGGCUCAGCCUGGGCGGCCCUGACCAUGGGAGCUCUAGGCCUGGAACUGCCUUUCCCCUGCCAGGAGGUCCUGUGGCCAUUGCCUGCUUACUUGCUAGUGUCCGCCGGCUGCUAUGCACUGGGCACUGUGGGCUAUCGCGUGGCCACUUUUCACGACUGUGAGGACGCCGCCCGAGAGCUGCAGAGCCAGAUCCAGGAGGCCCGAGCCGAUUUAGUCCGCAGGGGGCUACGCUUCUGACACCUUAACCCAUUCCAGCCUGGACAGCCCUCUUAAUUUCCGAUUAAAGAGCAGCUUUAUUUUCUAA